Messenger RNA from Cololabis saira (Pacific saury), 697 nucleotides. RefSeq names its product mitochondrial ribosomal protein L51 (gene mrpl51). Lineage: Eukaryota; Metazoa; Chordata; Actinopteri; Beloniformes; Belonidae. Gene Ontology annotation, cellular component: mitochondrial large ribosomal subunit. The transcript has 4 exons. Gene Ontology annotation, biological process: translation. Gene Ontology annotation, molecular function: structural constituent of ribosome. The record is from RefSeq and is a predicted model, not a curated record. The coding region runs from base 168 to 569 and encodes 133 amino acids.
AUUGCAUUGUGGGAAGCCGAUUUAGGCUGUUGCUGCUUCUAGCAUGCUGAAGCGUCAAUUAAAUGACAUUUUUAGCGUUAUUUGUCAAUAAUUUCGUCCGUCGUUGGCAUAUCAACUAAGGAUUCAACUUACAACAACAUUGGCAGAAGGCGUGGAAACGGAGAACCAUGGCCAUGUCGGUAGUGGGAGGUUUGUGGAGAGCUGGGUCGUCCUUGUGUCGCUCUGCUGGGACUCUGCUGCUCGCCACCAGGACCGUCUCCACAGGUACAUGCUGCCAGCUUAAGAUGCAUGCUAUCCCGGAGCGAAAACAGGUUGACAGGUGGACGGAAAAGAGGAGCAUGUAUGGAGUCUAUGAUAACAUCGGCAUCUUGGGGGGUUUUAAGGCUCAUCCCAAAGACCUAAUUGCAGCCCCCUGCUGGGUGAAAGCUUUCCAAGGUAAUGAACUGCAGCGUCUCAUAAGAAAAAAGAAGAUGGUGGGAGACAGAAUGAUGACUCUGGAGAGGCACAACUUAGAGAAGAGGAUCCGCUUCCUCUACAGACGCUUCAACCGGACUGGCAAACAUCGCUAAUGCUGAUCAAAGCGCAUCUGCAAAUGCAACAGACGAGCCUUAAGGACUGUCGAAGUUUAGUGGUGUCAUUUCAUAAUGUCACUGUGCUGUAUACUUGGCUAUGAUUAAAGUGUUUGUUUCAGACUUUA